Messenger RNA from Thrips palmi, 5449 nucleotides. Its product is annotated as macoilin-1. The coding region runs from base 161 to 2170 and encodes 669 amino acids. The transcript is spliced from 13 exons. The record is from RefSeq and is a predicted model, not a curated record. NCBI's taxonomy places the organism in Eukaryota, Metazoa, Arthropoda, Insecta, Thysanoptera, Thripidae. Gene Ontology annotation, biological process: neuronal signal transduction. Gene Ontology annotation, cellular component: rough endoplasmic reticulum membrane.
AUUUCUCCCCUCAGCCGCACUGAGACUCGGUUUGAUCCAGCAGGCACUGAAAUAUCCCGACAGAUAAUAACAAAUGUUGAAUUAGAUGUGAAAUCCAACUUAUUUUGGUGCAGGAUCUGGUAGUUGUACCUGUAUUACAGUAGGUUUAGCUGUAAGGAAUAUGAAGAGGAGAAAUGCCGAUUGUAAGCUUCGGAGGCCGUUAAAGAAAACAAAAGUAACGGAUGGAAUUUGGGGAAGUUCUUUGCUGUACUUGAAGUUCCUGGUGCUAUGGGCCCUUGUGCUCCUUGCAGACUUCCUCCUUGAAUUCAGAUUUGAAUAUCUGUGGCCAUUCUACCUGCUCCUUCGCAGUGUUUAUGAUUCAUUCAAGUAUCAGGGCCUGGCCUUCUCAGUGUUUUUCAUCUGUAUAGCACUGACUUCAGACAUGAUUUGUUUGUUUUUCAUUCCUGUACAUUGGUUAUUCUUUGCUGCAAGUACAUAUGUGUGGGUGCAAUAUGUUUGGCACACAGAAAAAGGCCUUUGUCUGCCUACAUGCAUCCUGUGGAUGGUAUUUGUAUAUAUGGAAGUAGCGGUGAGACUUCGAGAUGUACGUCACAUGCCUUUCCACUUAGACCUCUGUAGACCCUUUGCUGCUCAUUGCAUCGGGUACCCUGUUGUAACUUUAGGAUUUGGAUUCAAAAGUUAUAUUGGCUACAGAAUGAGACAAAGAAAGCAAAAAGAUGUAGCUAAAGAGAAUGAAUUUUAUAUGCAGCUGUUAAGACAGGCCUUGCCUCCUGAAUUACAACAGCCUCCACCAGCUCCGCAACCACAACAGCAACCACAGCCACCUCAACAAAACCAACAGUUAACUCCAGAUAAGAGCAAAGGCGAAAGUAAUGGUGUAGUUCAUCAGAUAAGUAUCACAAGUUCACCUCCAGUACCUAAAAAGGAACACAAAAAGCAUUCAGAGAAAGCAGAACGAGAAAAAGACAAAGACAAAACUCUGCAUCAAGCUACUGAAAGUACCGCAGAGAAAUGUUCUUACAAAUACUCCCAUUCAAAUGGAUCUUUACUUCAUUCUGACAUUGAAAUCAUUGAAAGAAUCGGGUCUGUUAAUGAUUUUGAUGAAAAUGAGGAACAUGAUAAAAGUGUCAAAGGCUCUCAUAAUAUGAAGUCACAUGGAUCUGGUAGCCGGUGGAACAGCACUCAAGUGAAGGAAAAUUCAGUAAAUACUCAACGCGAGCGUCGAAACAAAGCAAACCGAGACACAUCUGAUAGCUCAAGUAAUAGUUCGUCCAAGGAUGAUUACUACCAGCGACUGGAAGCAGAUGUUAAAAGACUCAAGAUUGAUCUUCAGUCAAGCCGCCAAACAGAACAAGAUUUACGGAGUCAGAUCACUACACAUCAGCUUGCUGAGAAAAGCAUCCGAUGUGAACUGGCUCAAUGUCAAAAAGAUAAUGAAGAACUUCAGGCUAAGCUACAUGUUCUCGUGUCAGCCCGUCAAUCAGACAAGCAAGCAGUAGCCCAAAAUGAGAAGCGAUUGGCAGAAGAACGUCGCCUACGCACUAAUGCUGAAUCUCAACUUGCUGCUGAGCGCAAGGCCAAAAAAGCAGAAGACGCUGCAACGGCCAGAGCAGUUGCCAUAGCAGCAGCUGCUGCAGCAUCUGCAGCAAACAAGUCUGAAUGUACUGAAUCAUGCAAACUGCGCCGACGUGAGCUUGAUGCCGAAAACAAACAGCUCCAGAGAGAGAUUAAAUCAAAAGAGGAUCGCAUUGCAACUAUUGAAAGAGAAAUUGUUACAUUGCGUCAAUUCAAGGAGAGCCAAGCUGACACUGAAAUUUUACUGUCAGCAUUCUCUGCUAUGCAAGAGAAGAAUGCUCAUUUAGAAAACAGCUUGAGUGCCGAAACUCGAAUUAAAUUGGACCUCUUCUCUGCUCUGGGAGAAGCUAAAAGACAAUUGGAAAUUCGUGAUGCUUUACUCCGACAGCAAGAGCGAGAAGUUGAUGAGUUGAACAGUAAAAUGGCGCAAGUCUUGGCUGUGAUGCCAACCGACUCCUUCGGCCCAUUAUCCACUGGAGCUACGUCAAAACUUCUCUUAACAGAACCUGGCAUGUCCACAUUGUCCAACUUGGAUCCAAAUGCAACUGCUUAUACACCAAAAGGAUCAAACAGAACUACAUCUACUGAAGCUUGAUACCCUGGUUGAUGCCAACAUCCUGCUCCCAAUGGGUCGGGGUAACUGUCGACUAUAAUAUUUACUUAUUUAUCUUAGAGCCUGUAUCUGAACUUAAUACCAAGCUAUGAAUUGAAAUUUGGAGUCUACUAUGGAAUGAAAAGAAAGUUGUUGAUUUGUAAUUAGUCAUCCAUUGAAAUUUAAUUGAGAUUCUGGUUUCUGGUAAGUGCUUAUUUUCAUUAAUAAAUGCUUACAGGAGGGACCCACUUGUGUUUGUGAAGAUACUUAAAGUUGUGAAUUUAGCCAGUGUGUUCAUAUGGGGUGUCCUGCAUCAUCCUUCUUGUUCUCUCCUUGUCACUUUUCUCUUUAAUAAUUUCUGUAGUCUUGGGUCCUACCUAGCUAAAUGUGCUUUGCACAUAGUUGCUAGAUGGUUCUAUCAAUUCGUUAGAUUACUUCAACUAUAGUCAAUAAUUGUUUUAAACAAUUCAGUGCUCUUUAAUACUUGCUUUCUUUUAAAUAUUGUGUGUAGAAGCUGAAUGUAGAAUUAAUAAACAAAUCCUGCUACUGUGGGUAUCUAUACUUUAUUUCUUUAAAGGUGACCUAGAAAGGUCUUUUCUUUGAUUUGGCAUGCCUAUGAUUUAGUUCUUGUGUUUUGAUCAAUAAUGUUAAGUGACAAAGAGAAACAAGAGCCUUAUGUGGGCUUGCACAUAGCAUUUGUUCUGUAUUCGGAGUUACUAAUGUUAGCAAAUGCAAUGCAUUGUAUGUCCUGCAUUUUACAUAAACCGAAACUGAGAUGAAUCGAACGUAGUGUAAGAUGGUGGGAAGGCUUGGUAUUGUUCAGGAUGUAAAAUUUAAUUUAUUUAGUUUCGGGAACCCUGUAAUUAUGGUGUUAUCUAGACAUUUGCCGUAAUAGCUUUUUAUUUAAAAGCAGGAUACUAGUCAUUUUAAUAAUUUAGAUUGAAUUUGUACAGGUCUUGUAGACUCACGGAAAUUGGCACUUAAUUGUACUCUUACAAAAGUUUUUCAUUUAUUUUCUGUUCUCAAAACUGAAUGGUUAUACGUUGAGCAGUUGUUUCAGAUGUGAACUUUGUUGUGGCUGUGUCCUUCUAAGGUGAUCAUGUUUCAUGUUACUUGUUACAUGCUACUUACUCUGUCAAUAGUCUUCUGUGCAACUGUUAAAAAGUUUUGUCCCCUCCAAACCUUUUAACAUCAUAAAAAUUUUAUUGCAUUAUAAGUUAGUUUCUAGACUAAUAACACUCAUGCCAACAGGAGGGGCUUAUUUGUUCCUUGGAUUUUUUUUGUGUAGGUUUUAAUGAAACUAACUGUUUUCAUUGUUUGUAAAAAUGAUUUUAGAGUUGUUUCUCAACAAAAUUCAUUAGUAAUGAGGAGACUCGUUUUUUCUGUUUCCAUUGUUUCAUAAUGAAUUUAUAAUGAGCUGUCAAAGCGUUCAAUCAUGCUUCCAUAUGUCCUAACAUUUCAAAUAUUUAUUUAUUUUAUUUUGUUUUCCUAGCUCUCUGUUGUGUGUUUAGGAGAGUUCUGCAGUAGAUUGACCUUUUGCUACAAAGAUUGAAGUUUUAUUUGCCAUUAUUGUCCAAAGUAUGGUCAAAGAUGUGGAAUUGAUCAAAGCACAAGGUUUUUCUUAGACAUCAUGAUAGAAUAUUAUGUACAUGUAUAAUCAUGUUUAGUCUUGACUGCUGAGGAUCCCAGUGGAUUUAAUUUUGAAUCGACAGAAUGUUAAGCCUUCUUUUCCCCAGCCCAGCCAUUUGACUUUUUUUUCGUCCCAAGGUAAUUUGCCUUUGUACAAGUUCCAAUGCAUCUUCCUCUUUUGUGCAAUGCUUCCUUUGAAUUUUCUGAGGCACAAAGAUUCUAGACUGCAGUUUUUAUUACUUAACUCUCAGAGGUCUUCCGUGCAAUAUCUCUUAUAGAAUUAUCUCCCGAUUUGACAGUAUGGCAAAAAAGCAAAAUGAAUUACAAAACCUGUUAAUGUAGUACAAAUUUUGAAGGCAUGUAAAUUUUACCUGUUUUUGACACAUGGGCUGUGAUUUAAAAGAGACAGCCAAUUAUUAUUGUAAUCAGCUGAAGAAAUUGUGCGCCUUCUCUUUAAGAUGCACAACACUCGGGUUUGGGUUAAGUUUUCAAAUGUUUCCUCUGCUGUCUUGUGUCAUUUAGGGUUGUAUUACGUUCUUGAUAUUAUGCAGCAUGAAAAUAGCACAAUUUGGUGACUUACAACUUGCCUGCCUUAUCACAAAAUAUGUAGACCUUAUUUAUUUCUGGAUCAAUGUAAGAUGCGACUGAAUUGUGGAUGUGCUAUAUUUUUCACAUACAUAAUGAUUGUUCAAUGAAGAAUCUCGCACAAUACUGAUUAUAGUCCAACAGUAAUCCAGAUUGCGUGCAAGACUGACAUUUCUUUUUGUGUUUGUGGAGGUUGAUUUUUAACACAACUUGUACAUUGCAACUAAACUUAAUUCAGCAACCAUUUUAUGUCUUGUUUUGUGUCUAAUACCUGUUUUCAUGCUACUAGCUCUUUACCCCUCCCUUUGUGAAGAAACUUAGAAAUGAAAUAUGCCUAGUUUGGCUCAUUUCUAAUGCAGUGGUCAACAUGGCUAAUGUAAUAUAUGAUAAUAUGUAGUCAAAAUUCCUCUUGGGAUUUUGUCCUCUGCUUGUGUGUACACAGCAGAUCUGUGCGAGGUUAGAAUAUAAUGUAGAAUUUCUUUCUUACUGCACUUAAACUGAUAUGCAAAUGAAAGAAAAUUUUGCAGUACAGACGAUAAUUGUAACUUAUUUCAGGGCACAUCGUUUCAUAAUACUGACACAUAGUUACUUUAUGUGCCUCAAGUUGAAGUAUUUAAGAGUUUUCUUGACUCUUACUCUUGUCUUCAAUGAAUUGUGAUUUUCAUUUGCUUAUGACGGAUGAUGUUACUUGUAGUUCACACAAUUUUCACAUUAUUUUAUUUAUUUGUUUCAUUGUGAUUGCUGUUUAGUGAGCCCUUUUGGCUUAGGAACGGUUUUCCAGGUAUAUGUUAAUCUUUCCUUUUUGUUUUUCUUUCUUAUUUCUCUCUUCAUCGGAUAUUUGUCUAGCUGAAGUGUUAUCUUGACACAAGUCAAAAUGGCUUAACAAAAGUAACAGUUUUGCGCUUUUUCUCAAUUCUAUGCAUCAGGUAUGAUCUCAGUUUUUGUUUUUGCAGUAUGCAGUGUUUUGAAUAAUUGGGUCUUGUCUUCUGAAGUGUCCUUUUUGUUGAGCCUGGAGACAUUAAUUCAACUGCUCUUAAGAGUCCUAAUAAACUAAGAAAUUUCCAUUAA